Messenger RNA from Lasiodiplodia theobromae, 3435 nucleotides. RefSeq lists its product as uncharacterized. The transcript is spliced from 3 exons. The record is from RefSeq and is a predicted model, not a curated record. Gene Ontology annotation, molecular function: ATP hydrolysis activity; ATP binding. The coding region runs from base 1 to 3435 and encodes 1144 amino acids. Lineage: Eukaryota; Fungi; Ascomycota; Dothideomycetes; Botryosphaeriales; Botryosphaeriaceae.
AUGUCAGCCAGUGUAGACGUUUGCCGACCCCAGUCUGCAUUGAGAACGGAUACCGAGGCUGCGGGGCCAGAGAUCACGACAGUGGAUGUUUUGCCUCCAGAGAGCUCGCAGCAGCAGAAUAAUCUCGCGGAGAAGGAUGCAUCACCGAGCCAGUCAGGCACACAAGCUGGAACAGACCCCGGGAGUGCUGAGGAGACCAUUAUGAUAGAAGAAGCACAGAUGACUGAAAAGCCCGGUGCAAAUGAGAUCAAAGACGACACCGCGUCAAAGCACUCGGAAAUUCCUGAUGACACCAGCAUUCCGGAGCAGGACGACGGUGAUGUUGAUUCUCUCAAAUCACAUCACUCAGACUUUGUUUCGGAGCCAAGCAAACUCGAGGACUUGGAAGCCACGGUUAGAGUCACGAAUUUGGAGCAGUUCAAGAACUUCUUCACCCAGGAGGAAAUACGGCCUAUCGUGCAAGUCCUCCACGGCAGUUCCAGUCUGAAGCCGGAUCUCCGUAAAGAGAACGACAGGCGAGAAUCCAAGGCGAAGGACUCACGAGACAUCGAUGAGCGAAAGCCACCCCAACUGGACGUGGAAACGACAUUGCUUCAUCGCAUCCGUAUCCAGUCACCGUGCAUACUGCAACAUCUUUACCAGGCGGCCGACAAAACCUGCUCGGACCCCUGGCGCAUGCACACCUUCUGCAGGCCUUUCAAGAUCUUGAUGCAUUUCCAGCCGCAGAUGAGAGAGGCUCUGGCUCGACUUGAGGAGAAGUGGGGCGGAAAGCUCGAAGACAAUCCAGCCGCCGCUGGCCAGGAAGACGGCAAGCCCGAAGAGGAGAUUGCAAGUGUUAAUAACAGCGACCUCGUUGACAGCAAGUACGCUCUCAUUCAUAUGCGAGUCUAUGUCAAUUACAUGGAAGACAAUGUGGUGCCCCUUCAAAACAUGUUCAGGGGCCCAGGUCCAAAGCCCCGCAAGGUGCGGUUCACCGACCUCUGGUACCUGUUUCGGGAGAGCGAGCUCGUCUAUUCGCCUGUCCCGCACAAGAAGAAGAAGAAGAAGAAAAGAUCGGCAGACUACGGGUCAACGGCGAGCAACUCAACUGUGCAAGCAUCCUAUCAAAGCUGCUGGAGAGUGUACUCAAUCGUCACACCAGAAGUUCCCAGCAACCCCGAUUCCGUCGAAGACAAAGUGAGGAACGACGAUGAUGACGACGACAUGGUAACUGGGGCUGAUGACGAUCUAUUCGACGAUGAGCAGACGGCUAAGAUCUGGUGCUAUUACAUCGACUACGAUGGUGAUUCGUAUCGCCCGGUCCAACACCAGUUCCAGAUCCGCCAGUUCGAGGGCGAGAGAGACAUCAAAGCGUUGCCCGUUUACCCAACCAGAUUCCUCGAUGAUGAGGAAAGUUUCAUGUCCGAUCAAAAGGCCAGCGGUACGACAUUCAAGCAGUACAUAGAGAAGAAGCAUCUCUAUCACCGCGGCUGGACCUUGACCCGUAACACGACCGGCGCAGCGCUUGACGACGUCGACAAGUAUCCCGAGCACAUUGAGAGCGAAGUCAUCGUCGAUUUUGCCGAGGCCUAUCAGACCGUCACAUCAUGGGUUCCCGAAUUCCACAAUCCGGGAAUAGGCCAGAUCGGGACGUGGCGGAUAGAUUCAUGCAGUGACGAGUCGCUCCACACGUACAAAUACACGCUCGACCGUAGCAACUUCGAACAUGUCUGUAUUUCACUCAUUCGCUCUGACGAUGUCGGAAUGAGACGACGUAACCGGGCCAUAGCCGACGACGCCUUCCUCUCUGCCUCGAGAAAGGGCGAUGACGCGGCUCUGUCUGAAGAGUCUCUGGUCCUCCUUCCCAAGCGGCUGAUGGUAUUCUCGUUUCUGCAGCGCAAAUUUAUCAACGCCGACAUCAACUGCCUGAAAGUCAUCGAGCCGGAGCCUGACAUUUUUGACAAGUUGAGCAUCAACGAUGCGCACAAACAGAUGGUGCGGUCGCUUGUGCAGGAACAUUUCAGAAAGAAGAAACGGCGUCAUGAGGGCAAGGAAGUGAUGUACCAGGACAUCAUCAAGGGCAAAGGGACUGGCCUUGUGUUCCUUCUCCAUGGCGUGCCGGGCGUCGGCAAGACGGCCACUGCUGAGGCGGUUGCCCAGGAGAACCGUAAGCCGCUUUUCUCUAUCACUUGCGGAGAUCUCGGCUUCAAGCCUGGAGACGUGGAGAGGAAUCUCACCCGUAUAUUCCGCCUUGCCAACCUUUGGGAUUGCAUUCUGCUGCUGGACGAAGCAGACGUUUUUUUCACUAAGAGAAUGCCCACCGACUUGGAGAGAAACGCAUUGGUCACUGUGUUCCUCAGAAUCCUCGAAUACUAUAGCGGGAUUCUCUUCCUUACCACCAACCGCGUUGGCAUCAUCGACGAGGCCUUCAAGUCGCGCAUCCACAUGAGCCUCUAUUAUCCGCCGCUCAACUGGAAACAAUACAGGCAGAUCUUCCUACUCAACAUCAAGCGGAUUGAGGAUAUCGAAGCCGCCAACGAGGCACACGGCGAGCGCCGUGUCGCCGUCGACAGCGGCAGCAUCCUUAAGUGGUCUGAAAAUCACUUCAACAAGACGAACAAUGAGGUCGGCCGCUGGAACGGGCGGCAGAUCAAGAACGCCUUCCAGAUCAGCGUCUCGCUUGCGCACUACGACCUGCUGGAGACCAGCGCGGGCGACAACCAGUCCUCCUCGACGCCGUCGUCCGGUGGCGCCGGCAUCGACAAUGUUCACGUGAAGCCGCGGCGCAAUAUUCGCGACAGCAAGCCCGGAAUUCUCGACGCUGCACAAUUCGAAGCUGUUGCCCAGGCCACACUUGAGUUUGACGAGUACAUGUCCCACACGAAGAGGGGAACAGACAGCGUGCUGGCGAAGCGCGACGGCACCCGCAACGAUCCGCGCCUCGCCGCCGGGGUUCCCACCGCCACCAUCGGGCUCCAUCAGAAUCAGCAUUAUCAUCGCGAAGUCCCAACUCAUCAAGGCACUCCAACCCAUGCAGGCGGAGGAACAGCGUACUCGCAGGGACGUCCUCCCCCUCGGGAUGGAUAUAGAGACCCGUAUUACAAUGAUCCAUUCUAUUCUCCCGAGCCCCCUCGACGCUUGCCUACGGCCGAUGAUCAGUACUACGGGCAAUCGCCACCACCGCGCCAGGCACCUUCUCUUCAGGCGCAUGAGGCCGGCAUCCCCUUGGAUUACGGCCAUCGCUCUUACCCACCGGAAGGCAGGCAGGGCGGUGAUGUGUACGAGAGGGAUAUGCGUGGGGACGGCAUGGGAGGAGGUGUCGGUGGUGGUGGCAUACCACCGCAGCAGCUCCGUAUGGAUGACGGCGCGGGUAAUGUGUAUGGACGAGGAACUGGCACCUACGGCCAACCACCCCCAGACAGCAAUUAUCGGGCCCCGCCGGAUGCCAGAUACUAG